Molecule: messenger RNA, 1896 nt
Organism: Drosophila innubila
Lineage: Eukaryota; Metazoa; Arthropoda; Insecta; Diptera; Drosophilidae
Gene: Tmep
Product: transmembrane protein 184B
Exons: 8
Coding region: 328-1566 (412 amino acids)
Biological process (GO): transport
Molecular function (GO): transporter activity
Source: RefSeq, a predicted model, not a curated record
UAUCGAUAGAGCAGCAGUGACUGUAAAACGAAUUUAAUCCGACGUUUGUAACAACGCCAAUUAAUAAAUAUAUAAAGAUUUAAAUAACUAAUUGGUAGUCACAAAUUAGAACAGUUCAAGUGGGUGCUAAAUUUUUAAUUUGAAAGUGAUUACUUCGCCACUCUUGUAGACAGCAGACGAACACGAAUGUGAACUCGCGUCGCAGCGACGAAGAAGAGGAGAAAAAAAUUAGAGUAGCAAUUGUUGGGAGCUGGCAAAUUAAUUUCGGGCUGUGAAAAAUAAAAAAAACGCAAAAGCGAAUCGUGAAAAGUUGCACUUAUAAAAAGAAUGAGCACAACGCCGGCCAGUCUCAUUGAGGCGGCUAUAACUGUGGGCAGCGUCGCUGCUGCUGCUGCUGGUGCCACGGUAAGUGGCAACAACGAAACUGCUACGUCAACAACGCUGAAACCGAAUACGAAUUACGUAGUACAAAUGAAAAAUCCAGGCAUUGCCCAGGAACCAUUGGAUCCGCUGCUACAUGUGGGCGAUGGAAUAUUUCUACAAACUAAAACCGCCCAGGUGCUAGCAGGUGUAUUUGUCUGGGCGGCACUGUUUGUCACAUGUCAACAGAUCUAUCAGCAUUUACGCUGGUAUACCAAUCCACAGGAGCAACGUUGGAUAGUUCGCAUAUUGUUUAUUGUACCCAUUUAUGCCACCUACUCAUGGAUUAGUUUGCUAUUCUUCAACUCGGACAACGUUUACAUCUACUUCUUUACGGUGCGCGAUUGCUACGAAGCCUUUGUCAUCUACAACUUUCUGUCGCUGUGCUAUGAAUACUUGGGUGGAGAGGGCAACAUAAUGUCGGAGAUACGCGGCAAGCCCAUAAAAACCUCAUGCUUGUAUGGCACAUGCUGUCUCAAGGGCAAGACCUACACUAUUGGAUUUCUGCGCUUCUGCAAACAGGCAACAUUACAGUUCUGUUUGGUUAAGCCCCUGGUGGCCUUUAUCAUCAUCUUUCUGCAGGCUUUCGGACACUAUCAUGAUGGCGAUUGGAGCGCCGAUGGCGGUUAUAUUUAUAUAACCAUAAUUUACAACAUUUCCGUAUCGUUGGCUUUGUACGGUCUCUAUCUAUUUUAUUUUGCCACACGCGAUCUGCUGACACCCUUCGAGCCUGUACUGAAAUUCUGCACCAUCAAAUCGGUCAUAUUCUUGUCAUUCUGGCAGGGCGUCGGCCUGGCCAUUCUUGAGAAGGCUCAGGUCAUUUCACCCAUUGUGGACAGUGCUGGCACUGUUACCUCGGCGGGUACCGUUUCCGCUGGCUAUCAGAACUUUUUCAUAUGCAUUGAAAUGCUUUUUGCUGCCAUUGCACUGCGUUAUGCGUUCCCCUAUCAGGUAUAUGCGCGCAGCUGCAUUGGCGAUGGCCAUGGACGCUCUGUGACUAUGCAGUCUAUUUCCAGCAGUCUUAAGGAAACCAUGAAUCCCAAGGAUAUUAUGACAGAUGCUAUACACAAUUUCCAUCCGCAGUACCAACAAUACACACAAUAUAGUUCAGAAGUAACCUCAACUCAGCGUUACGAAAAACUCUAAAAUACAAAACAAAACUCUGGCGAUGCCGCGAUUAAAAUCCUAAAUACUAUUCCAAAAAUAAACAAAAAAGAUUAAAAUAUCACAUACAAAAAGCAGUUAAAAGACAAAUCAAGUGUACUUAUAGCGUACAGAACGACACCACAGUUGCCUUUUGUUACAAAAAAAAGAAACAAUGAUAAAUAAUUAAAUACGUAUUAGGCCUAGUUAAUCGUACUUACAGAAAGCGCGCACUCAAAACCCAAAAUUGAAAUUGCCUAGUUACCUUAAAACUUUAUGUAUGUAAUUUAACUCUUAAAUACGACAUGCAUUAAAUGUUCUUUCCCCUUUUUA